AACUUGUAAUAUUAAAUAGAAAAUAAGUUAUUACAUGUAUAUUACAAAACCUUUACAAUUUAUUACAUUAUUGAAACAUUUUGCUCGAGCUUUUUGAAAUGACGAUUUUCAAAUCAUCUCUCUUUUUAGCCCACCAUCAUUAGAUGGUGGGCUAUUCAAAUCACUCUGCGUCCGUGGUCCGUCCGUCCGUCAUUCCGUCCGUCCGUUAACAAUUUCUCGUUAUCGCAUCUCCUCAGAAACUACUGGGGUGAUUUUGACCAAACUUUGUCAGAAUGAUGUAUUUGUACCCUAGUUGUGUCCCUCUGAAAAUCAGACUGGUUCAACAUUUUUCUAGUGAGGAAUGGCCCUUUGUUUAUUUUUAUAAUUUACAUAGAUUUAUAUAGGGAAAAUUUUUGAAAAUCUUCUUGUCCAAAACCACAGGGCCUUAAGGGCUUUGAUAUUUGGUAUGAAGCAUCAUCUAGUGGUCCUCUACCAAGAUAAUUCAAAUUAUAUCCCUGGGGUCAAAUAUGGCCCCGCUCCGGGGUCACAUGGUUUUGACUUAUAUAGGGAAAAACUGAGAAAAACCUCUUGUCCAAAACCACAGGGCCUAGGGCUUUGAUAUUUGCAUGUGACAUCAUCUAGUGGUCUUCUACUAAAAUUGUUCAAAUUAUCCCCCUAGGGUUAAAUAUGGCCCCGCCCUGGGGUCACAUGGUUUAUAUAGACUUCUAUAGGGAAAAACUUCAAAAAAACCUCUUGUCUAAAACCACAGGACCUAGGGCUUUGAUAUUUUGUAUGUGACAUCAUCUAGUAGUCUUCUACUAAGGUUGUUCAAAAUAUCCCCCUAGGGUCAAAUAUGGCCCGCCCUGGGGGUCACAUGGUUUAAAUAGACUUAUAUAGGGAAAAACUUUGAAAAUCUUCUUGUCCAAACUACAAAGCCUAUGGAUUUGAUAUUUGUUAUGUAGCAUCAUCUCGUGGUUCUAUACCAAGUUUGUUCAAAUUAUCCCCCUAGGGUCAAAUAUGGCCCCGCCCUGGGGGUCACAUGGUUCAUAUAGAUUUAUACGGAAAAAAGCUUUUAAAAUCUUCUUGUCAAUAACCUACAACAUUCAAAUUUGGACCACAUGUAUAGUUUUGAGUGGCAAGAUGAACAUUGACAUGAGUUGACCUUGAUAUUGACCUAGUGACCUACUUUCACAUUUCUGUAGCUACAGCCUUCACAUUUGGACCACAUGCAUAGUUUUGUGCACCGGAAAAAAACUUUGACCUUGACAUUGACCUAGUGACCUACUUUCACAUUUUUGAAGAUACAGGCUCCAAAUUUGGACCACAUGCAUAGUUUUGUGUUCCGAAAUGAAAUUUGACCUUUAUUUUGACCUAGUGACCUUCUUUCACAUUUCUCAAGCUACAGCCUUGAAAUUUGGACCUCAUGCGUAGUUUUAUACUGAAAAAGACUUCGACCUUGACAUUGACCUAGUGACCUACUUUCACAUUUUUGAAGGUACAGGCUUCAAAUUUGGACCACAUGCAUAGUUUUGUGUUCAGAAAAAAAUUUGACAUUGAUUUUGACCUAGUGACCUACUUUCACAUUUCUCAAGCUACAGCCUUCAAAUUUGGACCAUGUGGAUAGUUUUGUGUUCCGAAAUGAAGUUUGACCUUGAUUUUGACCUAGUGACCUACUUUCACAUUUCUCAAGCUACAGCCUUCAAAUUUGGACCACAUGCAUAGUUUUGUGUACCGAAAACACUUUGACCUUGACAUUGACCUAGUGACCUACUUUCACAUUUCUCAAGCUACAGCCUUCAAAUUUGGACCACAUGCAUAGUUUUGUGUACCGAAAAAAACUUUGACCUUGAUUUUGACCUAGUGACCUACUUUCACAUUUUUGAAGGUACAGGCUUCAAAUUUGGAUUACAUGCAUAGUUUCGUGUUCCAAAAUAAAAUUUGACCUUGAUUUUGACCUAUUGACCUACUUCCACAUUUCUCAAGCUACAGGCUUCAAAUUUGGAUUUGGACCACAUGCAUAUUUUUGUGUUCCGAACUGAAAUUUGACAUUGAUUUUUAUCUAAUACCUACUUUCACAUUUCUCAAGCUGCAGCCUCCAAAUUUGAAGAACAUGCAUAGUUUUGUAUACCGAAAUGAACUUUGAACUUGAAAUUGAUCUUGUGACCUAGCUACUUUCACAUUUCUCAAGCGACAGCUUUCAAAUUUGGAUCACAUACAUGGACCACAUGUGAUGUGUACUGAAAUGAAAUUUGACCUUGAUUUUGACCUUGAGCUAGUCUUGAAAUUUGGAACAAUCAAAAAUGGCUCAAUUGUGGGCGCCAAGAUCACUCUGUGAUCUCUUGUUUAUAAGUUUAAACUUUCAAUUGAUGUAUGAGUGCAUUUCUAUCAACAUUAAAUCUAUGCUGAAAGUACUUUAUCAAUAUGUCGAAGACAGUAUCAUUCUAAUAUAUAUUUAUGUAAACCAACCCAAAAUCGGACAGAAUAUGUUUUUAAAUCUUUUAAUUGUUUAGAUCAAAUGAAAGCUUAUAUAUUUUAAGGCCGAUCCAUCAAGGCUCGUUUCACUGUAUUAAAAAAAAUUGUUUCCUGAAAAACAUUUAUUUAUUUUUCAUUUAAAGUUAUUUGCUUCUUUCUCGAUUUGUUUCAAUAACAAAAGAAAAGUAUAUAUUUUGUGUACUUUGUUUGAAUGUGAAUUUCCUGUCGGAUAAGUAUCAAAAAUGCCAAUAAUAUUAAUAUCCUUAUAUGUAUUCAAAACAAGUUUGUUCAGAUUGACAGGAAUCAACAAAUGCAUUUGUGGUUAGUAAUGAAGGAUACAUUAUUCUUACAUAAAACACAAUGAGUGAUACAAUAUAAUACAAUAUGUCGAAGACGGAGAACGCUGAAAAGCACAAGAACAAAAAUAUGGAGCUAAGAUUUAAAGAGGAUAUAUUUUUGGAAAGGGGAGACAAGCUUGACUGUGACACCGGGAAAGUGGAUAUGAUAAAGAUAAAACGAGACGAUAAUGAUUCAUCUAGUGCUCUGAUGGAUAUUGAAGUUCUCCUAAAUACAUUUAAACAUUACCCUAUUGUGUUUCAAGCAGGGGACAUGUGCAUUCACCUCAAAUACGAUAAGAAAUUUCGCGCUAAAAUGAUAACAAACACAAAUACGAAAAUGAUUUUAUUAACAGGACUGACUGAUAUAUGUAACAUUUAUAAAACUUUUGUCAUUUUCGGAACUGAAGGAGAUAAAAUACAUGUAUUACCAAAAAAUGCUAUGACAUACUUUUUGUUCGACAAAUUACGUAUGAGUGAAGAAAGCAUGAAUGUUACAGUGCUCGUUGAACUUCGAGAUAUAAUACCGAUUUAUUACAAGGGCAGGAAAAAGAAUACUAGUGUUUAUUUAAAAAGUUUUAAAUCGAACAUACAUACAAUUGAACAUGAAACGAACGUCCAAAUUUCUACGGAAGAAGUCAGUGACAAUAGAGAUAAACGGCAGUUAGACACUUCUUUAAAAAACCAGAUGAAAGAGUUGAAAUCACGUUUAAGCAGGGUAACUCUUCCACAACGCGAAAGAGUCUUUUGUCAUUAUCCAGUUGAAGAUGGACUGUAUAAAUACCCAACACAAGUAAGCUCUGAUGAGCAACAAACUGACGAACAGGUUACAUCUGCCGGGCAUUCAUCCAUUUUCUCUGAUAGUCAUUCGUAUGCAUUUGGUAAUUCUUUGCACUUAUUCCAAAACAACUCCACUUUGUCUGCUGCGUCAAAUCGUCCAACAAACCCGGCCAGAUAUAGAGAUUAUAUGAACUACAACGAAAGAUUAACAUCUUACCUAAGGUGGCCACUAGAAUAUCCGACCUCUGCCCAGCUGAGUAAGGUUGGAUUUUUCUAUACUAAUCAAGGUGACCUUGUCCGUUGUUUCCAAUGUGGUAUUGGGCUUAAAGAUUUUUCUGAUGAUGAUGAUCCCUUAAUGGAACAUGUUAGACAUUCAGGACAAUGUCCCUUCUUGCCCAAACUGCUUGGGGAAGAAAGGCUAGCCACUUUAAAGAGACAAUUACAACAAGUUGAUCCAGAGUUUAAUCGUCGGCAGCAACUGAAUGGCGAAGUGGAUCCAGUUUUAAGAUCAAGUUACCGACAUCCCGAAUAUCAGUCAAUACAAGCACGUCUUUCAUCAUUUAAAAACUGGCCUUUACAGUUAAUACAAACACCUCAAAGACUGGCCGAAGCGGGUCUGUAUUACACAGGUAUUGAAGACCAAGUGCGCUGUUUUGCCUGUGACGGUGGUUUAAGACGCUGGGAUCCUGAAGACGACCCUUGGACAGAACACUGCAGAUGGUUUCCCGCGUGCCCUUAUGCUUUGGAACAAAAAGGGGAACAAUUCAUAGCUCUAGUGCAAGCGUCUGUUGAAAAUGAGAGGUUUGAGGCAAGUGGAGGGACAGGGCCUGAUGAUAUGACAGGUGCCAUGGAAAGACUACGAUUAAGGGACUCGGAAACUGAUAUUAUCAUUAAACAGCACGCCCCUAUAUGUCGUGAUAUGGGUUUUGAAGACACAGAAUUAAAAGAAGCCGUACUUGAACUUAGGGAUAGAGGAAACACAAAACCUUCAAUCGAAGAUAUAGUAGAUGCAAUAGAAGUGAUAAGAGAUAGAAAACAAGCCAAUAUUGAAACCGAAUGUAAUAUAACAGAGACACCUGUUGAGGAAAAUAAGCGACUUAAGAGUCAUGUAUUUUGUAUGAUGUGUGGAAAGAACGAAAUAAACGCAUUAUUCUUGCCGUGUACUCACCAUAGGCUUUGUAUGUCCUGUGCAGAACCGUUACAAACUUGUGCUGUUUGUCACCGAUAUAUCAAAGAAAAAAUUCGUACUUACAUGGCGUAAUAAAACGUGAUUUAUAAUUUAUAAUUUAAUGAUUUGAAAAUGCGAAAUUUCAUCUAGAUCAAGGUAAAGGGUUUCCAGUUUAUCGCGCAUAUGUAUAUAUAAAUAUUGCAUACAAACGGCUAGAGAAAAUGCUAUCUGAAACGGGCAAAGUUUUAAAAAGGAUAACGAUAACAAUGAAGUAGACAAACGUGGGAAACAAAAUGAACCGAAAACAGUUACAGUUGACGGUGCGUGAUGAAAUAUAAAGAGGACGGAUUUCUUUAAGAAAAAUACUAGACGUUUUUGCUUUCAUAAAGCAUAAUUUCAUAUGGGUUAGUUCUGGAGCUGUACGUAGGGUUUAUACCGCUCCCUGCCUAACGUUCGUGCACGUAAUUGUUUUGUUUUUUUUUUGUCCGAGGCCGAAGCUAACAACUACUCGCCGUACCAAAUAUUAUACUGUUUUGCAUAUAAUGAAUAACGUGUUUGGCACAUCUGUUGAUAUAAGUACACUUUUAUAUAUUUUAUGUUUGUAUAUUUUGGUAUUUUCUAAUAUUACUGGUAUUUAUUUGUUAUAACAUUACUGUUUACGGGUACCUUUUGGGGCCUAUCUAAAACAUUCAUAUAAUCAUAUUAUCAUGUUUACAUUUGGUUAGAAUAAUAAAAUUAAAAUAUACUAUUA
Messenger RNA from Mercenaria mercenaria, 5485 nucleotides. RefSeq names its product baculoviral IAP repeat-containing protein 3-like. Lineage: Eukaryota; Metazoa; Mollusca; Bivalvia; Venerida; Veneridae. Bases 2836 to 4827 code for a protein of 663 amino acids. The transcript has 8 exons. Gene Ontology annotation, biological process: regulation of cell cycle. The record is from RefSeq and is a predicted model, not a curated record. Gene Ontology annotation, cellular component: cytoplasm; spindle microtubule; nucleus.